UUAUCUGUACAAAAACACAGCAUUUCCUCUUCAAAUUCAAAACAGAAGUUUGGAAAAAAAAAUUCCAUUACUAUUACUAACCUUUUUUUUGUUUAUCAUUGUUACAUUUUGCCAUUUCGGAAGAGCUAGAAGGGUUUAACACACUGAUUGUCUUCACAGCAACGGCCUUUUGCACGGAUUUUGGAUAGAAAACGGUGACGUUUUCGACUGAUGGGCGAUGAGAAAUCAGCGAUCGUGAUGGCUAGUAGUAGAGACCGAGAGAGAGAUCGAGAGCUUCUUAUCCCCGUCGCUGAUUCCGUCAACGUUGAUGUCGAAUCCAAGCCGUCGUCGUCUUCCUCUUCGUCCCAUCACUCAGGACGCGAGACAUUUUACAAAGUUGUGAGAAGCUGGGCUUCAAAGAAGUUCAUGACUGGAUGUGUAAUCCUAUUCCCAAUUGCUGUCACCUUUUACAUAACGUGGUGGUUUAUUCACUUUGUUGAUGGUUUUUUCUCUCCAAUCUAUGCCCAACUUGGAAUUGAUAUAUUUGGUCUUGGAUUUAUAACUUCCAUGACAUUUAUUUUCUUGGUUGGGGUAUUCAUGUCAUCUUGGUUGGGAGCAUCUGUCCUGGGUCUGGGAGAGUGGUUUAUCAAGAGGAUGCCAUUUGUUCGACAUAUUUACAACGCAUCCAAGCAAAUUAGUGCAGCCAUAUCACCUGAUCAAAACACACAGGCAUUCAAGGAAGUAGCCAUUAUAAGGCAUCCACGCAUUGGUGAAUACGCAUUUGGAUUCAUUACGUCGUCUGUCAUCCUCCAGAACUAUUCUGGGGAAGAGGAACUGUGCUGCGUCUAUGUUCCCACAAAUCAUCUGUAUAUUGGUGAUAUAUUCCUGGUCAAUACCAAGGAUGUUAUCAGACCCAGUCUUUCAGUUCGGGAAGGCAUCGAAAUUGUAGUAUCAGGCGGAAUGUCAAUGCCCCAAAUCUUGUCAACUUUGGAUUCACGCAUUUCAGUGGAUAGAAGUAGAGUGGACAGGAGCUGAAUAUAAGAUGGUAGCUGUAGAGUUCAUUUAUUGCUUCAUUUCGUUUCAGAUUAAGUAAUUGAAACAACUUCAAUUGAGUCAUUGGGAUAGCCAACAAUUAUAUAUGAGUGGGUAAUGCUGGAGCAGAGUUCAGAUAACAAAGUUUUGACGGUUGAUGGAUCAAUAUCUGGUGGCCUAUGUAACAUUUGUUAUUGUUUAGAAUGUAGAUUUAUCGUUUGGUUUUGAAAAUAGUCUGGUUGAUAAUACAGGCAGCUAGGGUUGUUGGCAUUGUUCUCCCACUUAUUAGGAUGGUUUUGCCGCUUCGCACUGAAUCAUACUUUAUAGUCUGACUUUCUUUUAUUUUCAUUAUUUGGUGCAACCCUUAGUGUUUGCCUUGUAGAUAAUAUGUUUUAUUCAGGUUCAGUGCCGUUUUACUGUC
This is a messenger RNA of Ricinus communis (castor bean), 1432 nucleotides long. RefSeq names its product protein CONTINUOUS VASCULAR RING 1. The coding region runs from base 211 to 1014 and encodes 267 amino acids. The record is from RefSeq and is a predicted model, not a curated record. Gene Ontology annotation, biological process: stem vascular tissue pattern formation. The transcript is spliced from 7 exons. NCBI's taxonomy places the organism in Eukaryota, Viridiplantae, Streptophyta, Magnoliopsida, Malpighiales, Euphorbiaceae. Gene Ontology annotation, cellular component: Golgi apparatus.